CCGCUUCAGAGGUCGAAGUUGAAAAUUGACGUGGGAGGGCUCGUGCUUGGACGGUUCGCGGGAAACGUCCCAAAACAAAUCCGUCCACUUGGGCACGCGACCAAUUCAAGAGCAGAUUAUCGAUUAAUCCACCGGCGAAACGAAUCGAUCUGAUCAAAACUACAUCUUCUUCAAACUCGGAACUUUAAACUCAAACUCCCCGCGGGAUUUCAAACAGAAAACGUCCCGAGCUUAGGCUAACACAGGAGCUAAUCGCUUAGCAUCGUCGGCUAGCUCGUCCCCGGCUGUGGAGGUAACCCUUACCCGCUGAGGACGCUCCAGUAAGCGGGGAAACAUGGCAGAGAGGCCCGAAGACCUGAACCUCCCCAACGCGGUGAUCACCCGGAUCAUCAAGGAGGCGCUCCCAGAUGGGGUGAACGUGUCCAAAGAAGCGCGCAGAGCCAUCUCACAAGCUGCCAGUGUGUUUGUGCUGUACGCCACAUCCUGUGCAAAUAACUUUGCCAUGAAAGCGAAGAGGAAAACUCUGAACGCAGGAGACGUCCUGGCUGCGAUGGAGGAGAUGGAGUUUGAACGUUUCCUGGAGCCGCUCAGAGAAGCUCUGGAGGUUUACAAGAAGGGCCAGAAGGGAAAGAAGGAAGUGUCGGAGCAGAAACGAAAAGAUAAAGAGAAGAAGAACGACUCGGAGAACGACAAGAGUCGGGAGGAGGAAGAGGAGGAGGAGGAGGAACGCAUGGAGGAGGAGCCUGAAGCGGAGAACGAGGCGGAGGAGGAGGACGAGGAGGAAGUGGAGAACUGAUGAUCGAUCAACUUAUGAGGUCAUCGCCGGCUGGGCGUGAUGCGUUCAGGUUCUGCUGGGUCAACAUAGAGCUGCAGUGGAUCAGUCCGUGGAUGAUGAGCUCAUCGGAGGAGAGGGGACUCGGAUGGCGGCGCUGCAGCUGCGGUCUUCCAACAAACAAAAGCACAAAGUCAAACGGCAUCAGCUCUUCC
Labrus bergylta (ballan wrasse) is the source of this 987-nucleotide messenger RNA. The record is from RefSeq and is a predicted model, not a curated record. NCBI's taxonomy places the organism in Eukaryota, Metazoa, Chordata, Actinopteri, Labriformes, Labridae.